GUGCCUGCGAGCUUCCGCUUCCAGCGCGGCUCCUGGAGGUAAAUGGCGGGAGGCGUGGAGACCGCCCCUGGCCCGAGGAGGUGUCCUGGAGGUGACAGAACUGGAUCUGGGCUUUGAAAGGGAAGAAUUCCGGAAAGACAACGUGGGGCGUUCCAGUAGUAAUUGACAGAAGUCUUACAUGGGAUGGGAUUUUUUCUCCCCAUACGUCUGAGCCAAUGAACAGAAAAUGGGAAGCAAAACUGCAGCAAAUUGAAGAACGAGCAUCUCAUUAUAAGAGGAAACCACUGUCCUUGGUGUAUAGACCAAGGUUGUCCAAGCCAGAACAACCACCCUCCAUUUGGAAAUUAUUUCAUCGACAAACUCAAGCCUUUAAUUUUGCUAGGAGCUGUAAAGAAGACGUUCAUGUAUUUGCUUUGGAAUACAAAGUGGGAGAUGGACAACGCGUUUACCUUGUAACAACCUAUGCUGAGCUUUGGUUUUACUAUAAAUCCAGAAAAAAUCUCUUGCACUGCUAUGAAGUUAUUCCUGAAAAUGCUGUGUGCAAACUUUAUUUUGAUUUGGAAUUUAACAAACCUGCCAACCCAGGAGCUGAUGGGAAAGAGAUGGUUGCAUUACUCAUUGAGCAUGUGUGUAAAGUGCUUCAAGAAUUACAUAGUGUGAAUUGUUCAGCUGAAGAUGUUCUGAACUUGGAUUCUAGCACUGAUGAAAAAUUUAGCCGCCAUUUAAUAUUUCAGCUCCAUGAUGUGGCAUUUAAAGAUAAUAUUCAUGCUGGCCAUUUUGUAAGAAAGAUCUUGCAGCCUGCUCUUCAAUUAAUUGCCAGUGAAAGUGAUGAUGGUAUUUCAGAGACAACAGGCCAGGGAUUUCCUCAUGUUUCUGAAGGAAUUUCCUUUAACAAAAUGUCCACGGAUAAGGAUACAGAAGGGAGCUGCACUUUGGACUCAGAGACUCUGGAGAGGCUGGGGUCAGCCGAGCCCAGUGGUCCCAGCCUUUCAUUUUCAGUUGUGAAGACUGACACGGGAGAAAAGCAGCUUUUUGUAGACCUGGGAGUUUAUACAAGAAAUAGAAAUUUUCGGCUAUAUAAAUCAUCAAAAAUAGGAAAGCACGUGACUUUGGAGAUUGCUGAAGAUAACAAAUUUUUUCCUACACAGUCAAAAAAUAUUUCUGAAGAAUAUCAGUAUUUUCUCUCUUCUUUGGUCAGCAAUGUCAGAUUCUCCGAUACUUUGAGAAUUCUUACAUGUGAAACAUCUCAGAAUAAGCAAAAAGGAGUUGAAUAUUUGAACAGUAUGAGCACUUCAGGAGAAACCAUCCAAGGUUUUCAGUGUUCACCCUACCCUGAAGUUGAUCAUUUCGUCCUUUCCUUAGUGAAUAACCAUGGCAUUAGAGGAGGAAUUCGGCGUUGGAACUACUUUUUCCCAGAAGAAUUAUUGGUUUAUGAUAUUUGUAAAUAUCGCUGGUGUGAAAACAUCGGAAGAGCCCACAAGAGUAAUAACAUCAUGAUUCUCGUUGAUCUGAAGAAUGAAGUUUGGUAUCAAAAAUGUCAUGAUCCUGUAUGUAAAGCAGAACACUUCAAAUCUGACUGUUUUCCAUUACCUGCUGAAGUAUGUCUCCUGUUUCUUCUCAAAGAAGACGAAGAGGCUACAACAGAUGAAGCAGAUGGAACUAGGGACGGUGAAGCCAAGAGUCCUUUUGAACCAGCGCCUGCUGAGCUGACAACACGCCUGUCUUCUGACGCUGACUGGGAUAAUGAUAUCGAUGAUGCUUGUUUUUUAGAAGCUACUGAAGAUGCUGAAUUAGCUGCAGCUGCAGAGAACAGUUUCAGUUACAGUAGUGUGGCUGAUGAAAUUCCUGAUGAACUGAUCAUGGAAGUACUACAAGAGUAGCUCAUUAACUAGGGACACAUAUCACCAGGCUGUCUGAAGUCUGUGAGACUUGGUGACAUAAACAUAUUGUAUAAACUUAUUAUUAAACCUGUUAUUAUCAACUAAGUUUUAUCGUUUUGUUUUCCAAUGUUUGUUUUUUACUUCAGGAAACCAAUUUUGUUGAAAAUUAGCUUUGGUGUAUUUAAAUUAAGUAGAACUCUCCUUAUUAACUAACCAAA
Molecule: messenger RNA, 2098 nt
Organism: Carlito syrichta (Philippine tarsier)
Lineage: Eukaryota; Metazoa; Chordata; Mammalia; Primates; Tarsiidae
Gene: PRIMPOL
Product: primase and DNA directed polymerase
Exons: 14
Coding region: 216-1880 (554 amino acids)
Biological process (GO): replication fork processing; DNA replication, synthesis of primer; error-prone translesion synthesis
Cellular component (GO): nucleus; mitochondrial matrix
Molecular function (GO): chromatin binding; DNA-directed DNA polymerase activity
Source: RefSeq, a predicted model, not a curated record